This is a messenger RNA of Aplosporella prunicola CBS 121167, 600 nucleotides long. RefSeq lists its product as uncharacterized. The coding region runs from base 145 to 447 and encodes 100 amino acids. The record is from RefSeq and is a predicted model, not a curated record. Lineage: Eukaryota; Fungi; Ascomycota; Dothideomycetes; Botryosphaeriales; Aplosporellaceae. The transcript has a single exon.
CUCGCAUUCUUCUUCCAUCAUGUCUUGAUACUUGUCUCUAGCUCUGAUAUUGGACCUUGCCAGAAGACCACACUGAGCAUAAUCGUAGCAGCUAAGUGAGCAGUUUCGAUUAUGAGUGUUGGGCUUUUUGCUCAGUAAAAGGCCAUGUCUCAUUGGCCAGCUUGGAUUAUGUCUAUUUAUUCUGCUUUUAUCUCUAUCAAUCCUACCUAUAUCCUACUGGUACCGCUGUCCGUCGUUGCUGCUGCGGAGGUGCCGGUGCCGAAUGCCUGGGGAGUGGCUGCCUGGGGAAUGCGGGGCUGCGGAGUGGGUGUGGCUUGCUUGCUUGCUUGCUUGCUUGCUUCCUUGCUGGUGCUGCUGCUUGUGGUGUCAUGUGAUGCCGCCGAUGGCGGUGAUGGUGGUGGAUCUGCUAGACUGCUGGCUGACGUGUGUGUUUUAGUAAGGGGUUGACUUUGUGAGGGAUUGCUUAGAGGCGUUGGGGUUGCGUGCGCGUUAGGUUUGGGAUAGACUGGGACUUGGCUUUUCGAUGGUUUGUUAGAGCCGAGAAUAUGAGAAGGCUUGGACGCUAUAGUUUGUCUUGCCCGUUUGCUCCCCGUCACCAAU